CAGAGGAUCCGAGAAACACAAUGACUUGGAUCAAACUGCCCAAAGGAGAAGGAGUUCAGUCGUGUUAACUUCCAAGAAGCAGUUGAACUCCAGCUAUGCUGAGUAUCUCUCUUUAAUACAUGUACACAAUACCGGCUUUUUCAGUGACCAGAGAUUUUUGACACUACAAGAUAAAUCUGAAAACUUGGAGACAUACGGUUGGAAAAUGAAACAAUCCAGGAGUGUUACUGCAUCCUUAUAUUGUUGCCGUGCUGUUGCAGAUGGCAGUCAGUGAACACUGCAAUGGUGUGAAUGGUCAGUUAUUGAGAUUUUUUUCCCCUUAUAAGAUAAAACAAUUUUUAUAUAUUUUUCCGAAGUCGCGACUAUUUUGCAGCGCGUCCCCCCCCCAAAAAAAGAUAUUAACCCAAUAAUAAUUAUGAACUAUUUUCAGAUGAGCCACUACCCCUAGUUAGCUGUGGUCCCUACUCCAAUUUGCUGCCUGUGUGAAUCUCAAGAGGCUAAUACUAGACCUUGGAAAGAACGAUGAACUCUGCACGCCGCGGUUAGAUUCAGAGAGGAUAUAGGAGGAAAUCUGCUGCUCUGGUUGCCGCAGCUUGCAAAGGCUGCAGCUCUCUUUAAUCCGAAGAGCCUGGAGUGUUGUUUUUUUGUUUUUUGCUUCUUUUUUGUUUCUUGUUUGUGUAUGUGUGUGUGUGUGUGUGUGUUUUUGGGGGGGGUAUUUUUUUUUUUUAAUUUAGAAAAGAAGAAGCCAUGGAAGACGGCCCACUGCUAGAUCUGAGAGACAUCGAACUGAAGCUGGGGCGCAAAGUGCCAGAGAGCCUAGUCCGGUCGCUCCGUGGGGAGGAGCCGGGCAGGGACAGAGACCAAGACAAGGACAAGGACUUGGGCAGGGGGUGCAGCAGCAGCAGCAGCAGCAGCUGCAGCUUGUCUCCCUCUUCUUUUUCCUCUUCUUCGUCCUCCCCAGCCUCUGGCUCUCCUAGACGUAAUAACUCCAGUGCUCUGGAAAGACUGGAAACGAAGCUACAUCUUCUCAAGCGGGAGAUGGUUAACCUCAGAGCCACGGAUGUCCGGCUCAUGCGGCAGCUUCUUAUCAUCAACGAGAGCAUCGAGUCCAUCAAGUGGAUGAUGGAAGAGAAGGGUACAAUCACUAGCCGAGGCAGCAGCCUCAGCGGAAGCCUUUGCAGUUUACUGGAAAGCCAAAACACCUCCUUACAAGGAAGCUAUAAUAGCUUACAGGACGGCAGUGAUGGGUUGGAUGGGAUAUCAGUGGGCAGUUAUCUGGACACUUUGGCAGAUGAUGUCCCAGGUCACCAGACCCCCUCUGAUUUGGACCAGUUCAGUGACAACUCCCUAAUAGAAGAUUCACAGUCUUUACACAAGCAUGCCAAAUUUGAUUCUGAAUAUUAUCGUUUUGGCUAAUGAGAAGGGCUUUCUUAUGGGACUGGUGUGCAAUUAAAUUAUAUUUAUCUUCUUUCUUGGCUGCUAUUUUAUUUUUUGUGGUAAAAAUGCAAACUUUUCCAAGGAAAGCUUAUUUUAAAGUUGCUGUACAGAUCUUCAUUUGCUCCUAACAUUUCUUUUUUGGGAUUGAUUUCUUUUCCUGUCUUUCUUAAUCUCCAUUCUUAAUUUAUUGCAGAGAUUAUUUCCUCAUAGUACAUUACCACAAUUGAAGUGGGAAAAAAAGAACAAGCAAUAAACUUAUUUUUUUCUAUUUGUAAAACAUAUUCAGGGAUUACCAGUAAAAACUUUUUACUAAAUUUAAAAAUAAACUAUGUUCUGAUAUCAGCAA
This is a messenger RNA of Sarcophilus harrisii (Tasmanian devil), 1783 nucleotides long. It is a transcript of the gene LURAP1L, whose product is annotated as leucine rich adaptor protein 1 like. The record is from RefSeq and is a predicted model, not a curated record. Bases 748 to 1416 code for a protein of 222 amino acids. The transcript has 2 exons. Gene Ontology annotation, biological process: positive regulation of canonical NF-kappaB signal transduction. Lineage: Eukaryota; Metazoa; Chordata; Mammalia; Dasyuromorphia; Dasyuridae.